AAUAUUUACAGGAAAUUUUGUAACGAAAAGUGUGCAUCCAGACUGAAGUCAACAAAAAUGGCCACACAGUGCAGUACUAGUACAGACGAGGGUUGUGAAACAGAUCAAACAAACGAAAUGAGAGACUGUUCGCAAUCUACUUCUGAUCUAACUCAACGAAUACAAUCUUAUGCUAGCAGUAGUUCAUCAAGCGGAGUAAUAGGAAGUUAUUCGAAAAGCUUGAGCCAAAACCUUAGUCGUGGUUCAUCAAACAGCAACUGCUCAAUUUUAGAAGGCAUCGAUUUGAACAUGACAAGCAUUGACUUGGCAAGUAGUCUACCCUCGUGCGCCAGUAGUACCACCUUAGCGACAUCUGAUCAGAUGUCAGAUCGUUCCAUCUACAAAAGCAAUAAUUCAUGCUUUCACUUGCCCGUUUCGAGCAAUUCUUCGACAUUGUGUGCUAAUUCUCCGGAGACUUGCAUUGAUAAAAGGUCACCAAUUAAUUUUAGGGAAGGUCGUCGGGCAAGUGAUGGUCUUGUUGCCCAAGGAUUUGCAAAUUCAAUGACAAUUUUGAAUUCUGCCGUUGGUUAUGGUAGUUAUCGUUACGACAGCCGAAAACAGGACUGUUGGCUGGAGUUGCAGCAACUGCAAAAGGAAGUUGUGUCACUUAAAUCAAAGUAUCGUAACAAUAAAGUACCUCUAGACGAUGGAAACAAUUAUCAAUUUCAAAGUAGUCAAUUUUACUCAAUACCAAAUAGACUGUCAUUAGAUUUACAUCACCAGAUGAUGCAAACGCCACAUGCUCCGAGGACUCCACAUCUAGUACGGCCAAACCACAGUUUUGAAAGUGUUGAUUUAAAUCCACCAUUUCUAAGCAAUGGGCGUUUCGAUUCAACUAAUUUGCCGAUGACUAGCGCAGCCCGUGGUGACAUGGCUUUGCUUUGCAACGUGAGUCCAUUGGCGAUACAGAGACAGCCUCUGCAGCAACAACUGAUGCAACACAGAUUUCUGCAGCAAAAGCGGCAACUCUUACAAAAGCAAUAUGCGCUGGAGUCACAUAUUUCACGUCAACAACACCUUAUGCGUGAACAAUAUUACAAAGUAGGCCAGACGCAACAGGUUAUAGGUCAAAAUUUGAUUGCAACCAAUUUCGAGCCGACGGAAUCGUGCCCACCUAGUGAUAUUUUUAUUCCCGGCUUGAAUGCCUUUGACCGGAGUACAGGCAAAAUGCAACAUCCUUCUAUGAUUCCGCUGCCUUACGGGCCAACUAUCAGCAACUACAUGAAAACGUCUUACAUUAAGCAACAAUCCCAGAACCUAUCAAUGGUAACAAUGCCAACGAAAUAUAUACCGCCGUUAAGUAGGCAUGCAUCAGAGACAUGGAGCUCACUUCCGACAACAGUGGCUAAUAGUCAAUUGAAAAAAGCAGGCAAAUUAAUAGAAAACGGCGGACGUUUAGCACCACAGUUUCAUGCAAAUGUAGGUAACUCGAAUUGGAUAUGCAAAUAAUUUCAAUAACUAGUUCACAAUUGAAAUAUUUCAC
Rhagoletis zephyria (snowberry fruit fly) is the source of this 1522-nucleotide messenger RNA. RefSeq lists its product as uncharacterized. The record is from RefSeq and is a predicted model, not a curated record. NCBI's taxonomy places the organism in Eukaryota, Metazoa, Arthropoda, Insecta, Diptera, Tephritidae.